CAAGGAGGAGGAGGGAAAUGAAAAUCGACCAGUUUUUUUAUUUAUCUACAAAAGAGAGACUCCCUGACUGCCUACGGCUCUCUAAAAAAAAUAAAACCAAAAAACAAUGGCGCGUCUUCUUCUAAAACCUCAUAACAGCAGCAGACACUAUCUCUCUUUACUUCGAGCUUCCAUGGCUUCUUCUUCUUUUUCUUGCUCUCACUCUUUCUCUUUUCUCUCCCGCCCCUCAGUCUCCUUCAACUCAAGGGUGAGUUUUCCAGCGAAGAGGGUUCCAAGUAGAUUUUUGGUGCAAAAUGGGGUUUCACCAAGAGCUUUCAUGUCUACUAGCGUGGCAACUGAAUCGCAACAAGAAAGCGCGGGCUCGAAAGCUUAUGGGUCUGAUCAAAUCCAGGUGUUGAAAGGAUUAGAGCCUGUGAGGAAAAGGCCAGGGAUGUACAUUGGAAGUACAGGACCACGUGGUUUGCAUCAUCUGGUUUAUGAGAUAUUGGAUAAUGCUGUUGACGAGGCCCAAGCAGGAUAUGCUUCAACAAUAAAUGUUGUUCUACAUUCGGAUAAUUCUGUUAGCAUUACUGACAAUGGGCGUGGGAUUCCUACUGGCUUGCAUCCAGUGACAAAGAAAUCUGCCUUGGAGACUGUGUUAACGGUCCUGCAUGCUGGUGGAAAAUUUGGUGGUUCUAAUAGUGGAUAUAGUGUCUCUGGUGGACUACAUGGUGUGGGUUUAUCUGUUGUCAAUGCCUUGUCUGAGGAAUUAGAAGUUACAGUUUGGCGUGAUGGAAAGCAAUACCAACAGAAAUAUUCUCGUGGAAACCCUGCAACAACUCUAACAUGCCAUGAACUUCCAGUAGAAUCAAAGGAACGUCGAGGGACUCACAUCAGAUUUUGGCCUGACAAAGAAGUAUUCACCACUGAGAUUCAGUUUGACUACCACACGAUAGCCGGACGGGUUAGGGAGCUUGCAUUUUUAAACCCAAAGCUGACUAUUUCUUUGCAAAAAGAGGAUAAUGAUCCGGAGAAGAAUCAGUUCGAUGAACAUUUCUAUGCAGGUGGAUUGGUUGAAUAUGUGAAUUGGCUAAAUACUGAUAAGAAACCUCUACAUGAUGUUCUGGGUUUCAGAAAAGAAGUAGAUGGAAUUGCAAUUGAUAUGGCUCUCCAAUGGUGUUCUGAUGCUUACUCAGAUACAAUCCUGGGAUAUGCUAAUAGCAUACGCACUGUUGAUGGUGGCACACAUAUAGAUGGUGUAAAGGCUUCAUUAACAAGAACUCUCAAUAACCUUGGGAAAAAGUCAAAGGUCAUUAAGGAUAAGGAUAUGAGUUUAAGCGGUGAACAUGUAAGGGAGGGAUUGACAUGUAUUAUCUCUGUCAAAGUUCCAAGCCCGGAGUUUGAAGGUCAAACUAAGACAAGGUUGGGAAAUCCGGAGGUGCGGAAAGUGGUAGAGCAAUCCAUUCAGGAGUACCUUACUGAAUAUUUGGAGUUGCAUCCUGAUGCUCUCGAGUCAAUCCUGUCAAAGUCUCUAAAUGCUCUUAAGGCAGCUUUGGCAGCAAAGAGGGCUAGGGAAUUGGUGAGACAAAAAAGUGUAUUGAAAUCAUCAUCUCUUCCAGGAAAACUGGCUGAUUGCUCUUCUACAGAUCCUGAAGAAUCUGAAAUUUUUAUAGUUGAAGGAGAUUCAGCUGGAGGGAGUGCCAAACAGGGUCGUGAUCGACGCUUUCAGGCUAUUCUCCCUUUGAGGGGUAAAAUUCUAAAUAUAGAAAGAAGAGACGAGGCAGCAAUGUACAAGAAUGAAGAGAUCCAGAAUCUUAUACUUGGUCUUGGACUUGGAGUGAAGGGGGAGGAUUUUAAAAAGGAUGCUCUACGUUAUCAUAAGAUCAUCAUCUUAACAGAUGCUGAUGUGGACGGUGCUCACAUCCGAACUCUUCUGUUGACUUUCUUCUUUAGAUAUCAGAGAGCUUUAUUUGAUGAAGGCUGCAUUUAUGUUGGUGUGCCGCCCCUCUAUAAGGUUGAGAGGGGAAAGCAGGCCUACUAUUGUUUUGAUGACGCAGAACUCAAAAAGAUUCAAAGGUCAUUCCCUCAAAAUGCAUCAUAUAACAUUCAAAGGUUCAAAGGCUUGGGGGAGAUGAUGCCUGCACAACUGUGGGAAACAACAUUGGAUCCAGAGCGAAGGGUGCUCAAACAAUUAGUAGUAGAAGAUGCAGCAGAGGCCAGUAUUGUCUUUUCAUCGCUAAUGGGUACCCGGGUGGAUUUUCGCAAGGAACUUAUUCAGAAUGCGGCAAGCAUGAUUAACGUUGAUCAUUUGGAUAUCUGACUGCACGAAAGUUUUUAUGCUGUUCACAGAAACACAGAUAAACAGCUUUUUGGUAGUCACUGCUGGUUAGGCUAUGCGAUUGACAGAGAGACAUCUGAUAUUCCUGAUCUCGGUGUUAAUCCAUUGAUUUACUUUUGGGUGAAGGAAAGGUGGAAAAAUUCGGUAGGUGGUUCAUGCAUUGUAUUUAAGUUGAUGAACGUUGUACUCUAUAAAUCUAGGAUUUAUACUAGAUUUGUGGCGCGCGGGUCAACUAAAUUCUUUCUUGAUUUAAAAAAAAAUGCAAAGGAAAAAAGAGUUAAAGACUGA
This is a messenger RNA of Populus nigra (black poplar), 2605 nucleotides long. Its product is annotated as DNA gyrase subunit B, chloroplastic/mitochondrial-like. Gene Ontology annotation, cellular component: chromosome. The record is from RefSeq and is a predicted model, not a curated record. Lineage: Eukaryota; Viridiplantae; Streptophyta; Magnoliopsida; Malpighiales; Salicaceae. Gene Ontology annotation, molecular function: DNA binding; ATP binding; DNA topoisomerase type II (double strand cut, ATP-hydrolyzing) activity. Bases 107 to 2299 code for a protein of 730 amino acids. The transcript is spliced from 21 exons. Gene Ontology annotation, biological process: DNA topological change.